Molecule: messenger RNA, 2732 nt
Organism: Siniperca chuatsi (mandarin fish)
Lineage: Eukaryota; Metazoa; Chordata; Actinopteri; Centrarchiformes; Sinipercidae
Product: von Willebrand factor A domain-containing protein 5A-like
Exons: 17
Coding region: 206-2482 (758 amino acids)
Source: RefSeq, a predicted model, not a curated record
UAACACAGCUGUCAGGCUUUUUUGUGUGGGCUGCAGGAGACAUCAUGAAUGCUCCAUUUUCGCAGAGGAAGUAGGUUUCUGUGAGAUAUGAUUUCCAUUGUAGCGGCUGUAGCAACUUAUCACCUCAGCACCAAAUACUAUUACUAUUACUCGCAGCACUUCAGCGGCAUUUUGGAAUCAAAACAGCAGGAUUUGUUUUUCUAACAUGAAGCUUUUGGACCAGGACUCAAACUGCAAACGCAAGCUCCACUCGCCCGGUGCUCUUUUGUAUUUAAAUCAGGGCGUACCCGGUAGCGUGACUUUCACUUUUCUGUCAGUGUCCAUCUGGAUAAGCUCUUCCUGCUUUAUAAACCUGCAAGUUGUCUCCACGUAUUUACAGAAGGGAACUGCAGUAAAACUGACUGACACAGGUACAUCUGCCCUCAGAGGUAACAUGGCGAACUGCUGUGGUCUGCUGACUGCCCAGAAGGAACCAGUUCCUCUGAAGAGCGUGGAGGUGGAGCUGGAGGUGAGGGACCAUGUGGCUACAGUGGUCUCCACUCUGAACUAUGAGAACAAGGAGGACAAACCACUAGAGACUGUUUUCGUCUUCCCUCUGCCUGGAGAUGCUGCUGUCUGUCACUUCAGUGCUAAGAUUGGACAGACGCAGAUUGUAGCUGAGGUGAAGGAGAAACAGGAGGCUCGUCAGAAGUAUGAUGAUGCUUUGAGCUCCGGUCAGCAGGCCUUCCUAUUGGAGGAGAGUGAGCAGAGUCCAGAUAUAUUCUCUCUGAGUGUGGGCAGUCUGCCUCCAGGAGAGAGCGCCUCCAUCAGGCUGGAGUACGUCACUGAGCUGGCUGUGCAGGCUGAUGACGGGCUGAGGUUUUGUCUGCCUGCUGUGCUCAACCCUCGCUACCAACCUCAGGGAAGUGGAGGCAGUGGAGGUGGCAGUGUCCAGGUGACCUCUGUUCCAGCCUCUCUGGUGCCCUACAGUCUGUCUUUCUCUGCCCGAGUGUCCUCUCCUCAUCCUAUCUCUAAAGUAGAGUCCCACUGUUCCCUGGACCCUCUCCAGUACCUCAACACAGAGCAAACCCAGGCCACGGUCAAGUUGGCUGCAGGACACAAGUUUGACAGAGAUGUUGAACUGCUGAUUUAUUACAAAGAUGCCCACCAGCCCACUGCUGUGGUGGAGGCAGGACAGGCCUCUGCCAAGCCUGGCACUCUGAUGGGUGAUCCAGUAGUGAUGCUGAGCCUGUACCCUGAGUUCUCCCAGGCUGUGAUGUCUUCAGUCUCCUCAUGUGGAGAGUUUGUGUUCUUACUGGAUCGAUCUGGCAGUAUGGAUUGUGCUACCAAUAACAGCAAGCAGCAAGAAACUCGCAUUGGCAGUGCCAGGGAUACUCUGCUGCUCCUGUUGAAGAGCUUACCAAUGGGCUGCUAUUUCAACAUCUACAGUUUCGGGUCCAGCUACGAACACAUCUUCAGUAAGAGUGUGGAGUACAGCCAGAAGACCUUGGAAGAGGCUCUGAAGAAAGUUGAACAGAUGGGCGCUGAUCUGGGAGGAACAGAGAUUCUUGAGCCCCUCAAACACAUUUACAGCCAGUCCUGCAUUCCCAGUCAACCUAGACAACUAUUUGUCUUUACUGACGGAGAGGUGGGGAACACCAAAGAAGUUAUAAAUCUGGUGAAGAAGAAUUCAGGUUCCCACAGGUGUUUCUCUUUUGGGAUUGGGGAAGGGGCCAGCUCUGCUCUUAUCAAUGGGUUGGCCAAGGAAGGAGGAGGUCACGCUCAGUUCGUCACAGGGACCGACAGGAUGCAACCCAAAGUAAGACAUCACAAUCAUAUAUAUAAGAAUCUAAAUAACACAUUUGGACAGAAGACAUCUUCAGGAGUGAGCAGUUCCUUCACUGCCUUCAUUGCUGUCAACAAAGGCGAUGGCGAGGCGAUUCAAGGACCUCUGGUGCGCAGAGAUGUUCCAACACCCAUGUGUAGAGGGAUGAUGAUUACUCCUUGCUGUUUGAUGGCUUCUGCUGUUCCAGACAUUGCAGCUUGUGACUACAAUUUGAUAAUGGAAAAUGACCUGGAAAAUGUCCUGGGACUUUGCGAAGAACAUGAAGAGGCGUGGAGUGACAAUGACUUGUUUGCUGGAGAGGAUCAAAUAGCCAUGCCCAAACAGCCUCGCAGAGACCCUUUGCUGCAGUUGGUCUCCCUCCAGAAGGCAUCUGGGUGCUGGGUGCUAGAUCCAGCUCUGGCUGCUGCACUGGGAAAGACCAGCGAGGAGGUGGAGAACACAAAACCUUCAGCAGUGAACCAGGAAGUGUGGGCCACCAUUCUGGCUCUGAUCUGGCUUCAUGGUUUCAAGAUGGAUGCUCAGGAAGAGUGGGAGCUUCUGGCUAUGAAGGCUGUGUCAUGGCUCUGUGCUCAGAAUGCACCAUGUGUGACAGAGUGUGUGGAAGCUGGAAAUGCACUGUUGGGUUGCAACGUGCAGAAAGACGCUCUGGGACUCUGAGGUUUUCAUUAAACUGGCUUCUCCUUCAGGAUUGGUACACAGAAGCAGAUUUACUCCAUCCUCCAACCUUUACAUGUUACUCUUUGCACUAUCUACCUUUAUAAUAUGGUGUGCCUUAGUAUAUUUUCACUGUGCUUCAUCUAUCCAGGACAAGUCAUGUAACAAGACAAGAAUUGUUUUAACGUUGCUGUGUAUCGGAAAUUGUUACUUGUCACUUCAAAAAAUUAAAGCUGAAUCUUUGAACCUGAAA